Molecule: messenger RNA, 1359 nt
Organism: Alternaria atra
Lineage: Eukaryota; Fungi; Ascomycota; Dothideomycetes; Pleosporales; Pleosporaceae
Exons: 5
Coding region: 1-1359 (452 amino acids)
Biological process (GO): proteolysis
Molecular function (GO): aspartic-type endopeptidase activity
Source: RefSeq, a predicted model, not a curated record
AUGGCAUCUCUACAGCGCCUUGCUGUUCAACGUAGCCCAGCAUACAAGCCCGCUGGAGUUAAGAGCUACGUCUACGCAAUGACCAAGUAUGGCUUCCAUCCUACUAAACCCGGCCCAUACUUCCAAGCCAAGGUCAUGUCGCAGCAAGGCAAGUUCGGCCGAGUCGGCGGCCGCAUGCGAUCGCACUAUGUUCUCAGAAAGCGAGAGCAAACAUCAGCCCCGGGCGGUGCGCAAAGUAAAGCCGCAACCUCAGGCGACGGCGGGGCAACUGAGGGUGAAGUACCUGCAGAAGACAUCCAGAACGAUUCGUUGUAUCUUUGCGAAGUUGGUGUCGGGACACCGGAACAGAAGCUGUACUUGGAUUUCGAUACUGGGUCUUCGGAUCUUUGGGUCUGGUCCACCGAGCUUCCCAAGAACGUCCUCAGCUCAGCCAACCCUUCAAACCAGCAGGUCGCUUUCGAUCCUUCCAAGUCAAGCUCGUUCAAGAAGCUCGAUGGCGAGACGUGGAAGAUUUCGUACGGCGACUCAUCAUCAGCGAGUGGUGAUGUAGGCACCGAUGUUGUGAACCUGGGUGGCCUGAAGGUUGAGAACCAGGCUAUAGAGCUUGCAAAGAAGCUAUCCCAGCAGUUCGCACAGGGCAAUGGAAGUGGUUUGCUCGGAUUGGCGUUUAGUUCCAUCAACACUGUUUCCCCAACCCCACAAAAGACGCCAGUCGACAACAUCAUCGCACAGAAGACUGCCAAGGAGCAGCUAUUCACGGCAUACCUUGGUAGCUGGCGUGACACAGAUGAAGCCGACAAGGGAGAAAGUUUCUACACCUUCGGUUUCAUCGACCAAGAUGUCAUAUCCGCUUCUGGCGCUACCGAACCCAACUACGCCAACGUUGACAACAGCCAAGGUUUCUGGCAAAUCCAAUCUACAUCCGCCACCAUCAAUGGUCAGACUGUUGACCGAUCCAACAACACCUCCAUCAUGGAUACUGGUACGACCCUCUGCCUGGUCGAUGACGCUCUUGUCGAAGCCGUCUACAAAGCCAUACCCGGCGCUCAAUACGACCAGAACAACCAAGGCUACGUCUUCCCUGCCUCCACAUCCGCGGACGACCUGCCAGAGAUCAAGCUCGCUAUUGGUGAUGCGAUGGUGACAUUCCAGAAAGAGGACCUAGGCUUUGCUGACGCUGGAAAUGGCAACGUGUACGGAAGCAUCCAGAGUAGGGGAUCCAUGGACAUGGAUAUUUACGGCGAUGCCGUGCUGAAGGCCAUGUAUGCGAUCUUUGAUAUGAACAACGGUUCGCCGAGGUUCGGUUGGGUACAGAGGAAGGAGGCGACACAGAAUACGGCUGCUCCGCCAUCGCAGUAG